This is a messenger RNA of Ophidiomyces ophidiicola, 1434 nucleotides long. It is a transcript of the gene SAT4, whose product is annotated as serine/threonine-protein kinase HAL4/sat4. The transcript has a single exon. Bases 1 to 1434 code for a protein of 477 amino acids. Gene Ontology annotation, biological process: protein phosphorylation; intracellular signal transduction; intracellular monoatomic cation homeostasis. Gene Ontology annotation, molecular function: protein serine/threonine kinase activity; ATP binding. Lineage: Eukaryota; Fungi; Ascomycota; Eurotiomycetes; Onygenales; Onygenaceae. The record is from RefSeq and is a predicted model, not a curated record.
AUGAAUCCACCCACUCCGUUAUCGACCUCCUCCACGAGAUCCACUGCCUCAGAUCCCUCUCACCAUCCGGAUGGCGAGCCGAUAACACAAUUGUUGGAGGGCAUGCACCUUCCCACCCCUCAGCAAUCGAACGGUGCAGCUCUCCCUCAGAAACCCCCCAAGGCCAAGAUGGCGAAUCGCUUUUCUCGCAUGUUCUCUACGCACAGAGAGCCCGAUAAUCUACGGGAAUGUGCGUCGGAUACCACGCUCCAGAGAAAAAGCUCGUCUCGCACGUCACCUGGUUUGAAUGGCAGUGACAAAGGCGCAAAUCUCAAGCCCCCACCAACUACGCAAGCCGAGAAGAAGCCCGACGAGAAGAAACAUGCCAAGGAGCCGGUUCAGCCCUUGAAGCGCUUCGAUAUACACCCUGAUGGAACUCAUAACCAUUACCUAAAGAGCGCCAAACGACAAGAAAAACUCUCGAGCAUGCUUCGCGAUAUGCUAGGGGGUGGCAAGAAGAAGGAGGAGCACGUUGAGGAUCAACAAUUGUCUCUGAUGUCGAGUUGGGUGGAUCAGCUUAAAUCAGAGCGAGAAAAGCUCGCGGCAGACAAGAAAGGCGGACCAAAUUCAACAGCAUCGCUAGUUGACAAGUAUGGUAAAUGCCAAGAAAUCGUCGGCCGUGGCGCGUUUGGCAUUGUACGCAUUUCUCACAAAGUGGACCCGAAAGACUCGAAAACAGAACAGUUGUAUGCCGUCAAGGAGUUCCGCCGUCGACCCCAGGAGACGGCCAAAAAAUACCAAAAGCGUCUGACUUCCGAAUUCUGUAUCUCUUCUUCGCUCCGCCAUCCUAAUAUCAUCCACACUCUGGAUUUAAUGCAGGACUCUAAAGGUGACUAUUGUGAAGUCAUGGAGUAUUGUGCUGGCGGUGAUCUAUACACUCUCAUUCUUGCCGCCGGAAAGCUUGAGGUUGGCGAAGCCGACUGUUACUUUAAGCAGCUCAUGCGAGGCGUCGAGUAUAUGCAUGAAAUGGGCGUUGCUCAUCGUGAUCUGAAACCAGAAAACCUUCUCCUAACGACACACGGCGCUUUGAAAAUUACGGAUUUCGGAAACGGAGAGUGCUUCCGCAUGGCAUGGGAAAAAGAAGCACAUAUGACUGCAGGCUUAUGCGGCUCGGCGCCUUACAUCGCUCCAGAGGAAUACGUUGACAAAGAGUUCGACCCCCGCGCGGUUGAUGUCUGGGCUACCGGCGUGAUCUAUAUGGCCAUGAGAACUGGUAGGCAUCUUUGGAGAGUGGCACAAAAGGACGAGGACGAAUUCUACGAGCGCUACCUAGAAGGCCGACGGGACGAAGAUGGCUAUGCGCCUAUCGAAACCCUUCAUCGGGCAUGUGGACCCCAUUACCUUCUCCCUAACAACCAGUGUAGUAUUCAGCCACUGACUUGUCUUCUCUUUUAG